Messenger RNA from Clonostachys rhizophaga, 1602 nucleotides. NCBI's taxonomy places the organism in Eukaryota, Fungi, Ascomycota, Sordariomycetes, Hypocreales, Bionectriaceae. The record is from the annotation of a GenBank genome assembly.
AUGGCGCCUGAACUCAAGACACACCUCACUGCCCUGGUGGAAACAGUUGCCCGAACUCCAUCUCUGCCAGCUGUGAAAAACCCCAAGUGGUCUAAGCAGGGUGAAUUUGAGGGCUGGGAGACCAUCACCUUCGCCCAGCACCUGGAAGAUAUCGAGAGGGCCGCUCGGUACUGGAGCAAUGAGUUCUCGAACCAAGGACUGAAGGAACGUGACACCGUUGCUAUUUGGGUCAAGGGUCUGUCAUAUAUUGAUUUCCUGCACAUAUGGGGCAUCACGAGGGCCGGAUAUGUUCCUGUUGCAGUCUCUCUCCGGCUUACAAGUAUCAGCCUUGUCUCGGACCUGGUCCAAAAAGCGGGUGCCAAGGCUAUAGUCUACGAGGACUCAGUCUUUCCAAACCUCGAUAUGGAUGUCAUCUGCCUGCCUGCGGUUGAUAUUCUCUCCGUCCAAGUCGAUCACCUGUCACUCCCUGAGUUGUGGAUCCCAACACAAGAUGAUGACAUUAUCCUCAACUAUCAUUCUACGGGAUCGACAUCGGGAAUCCCCAAGCUGGUUCCAGUGACCGCAAGGUGGCUUGACUUUGGUCUUGAAAAACUCGAUAGCUGCCUGAAGGAUGAUCCCAACUCGGAGAAGCAACAAGUCUUAGCCGUCAACGGGAGCUUUUGUCAUCUGUCCGGAACUCUGUGCGCGAUGGGAAGUCAGCGUCUUGGCCAUUGCAUCGUCAUAAGCCAAGCCAUUCCUCCUACCCAAGAAGAGAUAACGACACUGGUGAACGAACAUGGGCUCACUCGUCUUUUCAUGUUUGCUAGUUUCGUCACAGGCAUGGUCCGAAAAUCCCGUACUGAUCCCGCCACUCUCUCGCUCUUGCAGGGCCUCUCCCUAGUAUUCAGUGCCGGGGCUCCGUUGGAUCCAAGAGAGGAGGCAUGGGCGCGGGAGCAGCGUGUUACCUUGAUCGAUGUCUAUGCAAGCACCGAGGCUGGAGUCAUGUUGUCAACAGCUCAAGGCGAUGAUGCGAAUCCUGCAUAUCUGCGACCCGUUCCGGGGACCAAGUAUAGGUUUGUCGCUGAAGAUGGCCCAGCACAAGACGAUUCACCCGGGGAGAAAUUGUUGGAGUUAAUAAUACCUCCCGAGUCGCGUGAUUGCCCACAUGUCUCUCUUCGGAAUCCGACGACGGGGGAUUUCCACACUGGAGAUCUGUUCGUCGAGCCGGCCCCAGGCCACUACGUCUACAAGGGCCGCAACGAUGACUGGAUCAAAAUGAUGGUUCCUCUCCGCUGUGAUACAAAAUCUAUUGAGGAUAAUGUCAUGGGCCUAUGUGGAGCAGACGUAGUCAGCGCGGUGGUGUGUGUUGGUACAGGAAGACCAUCUCCUGUCCUAAUUGUUGAGCCGCUGACGGAUGCAACUUCGGAUGCGUCCCUGAAUGAAGAAAUUUUACGCCGCAUCACCCCCUUCCAUGAAAGGAGGUAUGAUCAUGAGAGAAUCGAGAAUGCAAAGCACAUUCUGGUUGUUCCAAAGGGAACUCUCCCCAGGACAGCCAAGGGUGGCUUUCAACGACAGGCCGUUGAGCGAACCUUCAAAGUGACCCUGGAUAAGCUCUUUACCUAG